This is a messenger RNA of Danaus chrysippus (African queen), 720 nucleotides long. NCBI's taxonomy places the organism in Eukaryota, Metazoa, Arthropoda, Insecta, Lepidoptera, Nymphalidae. The record is from the annotation of a GenBank genome assembly.
AUGCCGCCUCAAUACGUCAUGCAAGCUAACUCCGGAACGAUCACAAUGCCAGCUUCAAAUCAGAACGUCCAAUACACGAUGCCAACAAACCAAGCUACGAACCCAGCACCCACAAACGGCAACGGUCAAACAACAGCCGCGGAAUCGGAUUCAACAAACGGAAGCAGCAACCAGACUAAUUACAUUUCGUCAUCCUCCCAAGAAAACAAUUACGCCAUAUCCGGUACUACUCCUGUACAGAAUAAUGGACAACAGAAUUUCUCAACAGACGGAAGUACGACGCAAUCGGGAACUUAUACAGCCAGCAACCAAACCGUUAAUCAGCAAAAUUACACACAAAACGGAAGCAACACAACCUACAGCAACCAAGCUACAGCGCCACCAAGUUAUCCCACUAACGGUUCAAAUCAAACCAGCCAAUACACCACGAUAACAAACACCUCACAAGCAAACUUCUCGCCCUCAUCAACACCAGCGCCAAACCAGACGUAUCCCAAUAUGCCAAACCUGGGAUAUCCGGCUCAGAAUGGACAGAAUCCCUACCCGAAUGCCACAGGGCAGAAUCUGGCAGCAUAUGCCAGUAACCAAUACCAGUAUACAAGCAGACCGUGGUUCAGAGCGAGGUAUGGAUCACCCCAAGGCUCUCCAUACAAUUCCAACAACGUUCCGCCAAUGCCAGUCCCUCCGCCCGCCAAUUAUAAUUAUUGGCAGGACAGUUGA